GGUGGGAACCUGGAAGCAGGAACAGAAGCAGAGGCCAUGGAGGAGUGCUGCUUACGUGACUCCCUAAUGGCAUGCUUAGCCUUUCUUCUCACAUAACCCAGUGGCAUCUGCCACUUACAUUACAUGGGCUGGGUCUUCUUACAUUAAUCAUUAACCAGGAAAAUGACCAGCAGGCUUUGCACUCAAGCCAAUCUUGUGCUGGGCAUUCUGUCUUCAGAGGUUCUCUCUUCUCAGAUGACUCUAACUUGUAUCCAGUUGACAACAACAACAACAACAAAAACUAGCCAGCACACAUAAUUACCACAAAUGAGAUCGCUUUAAUCUCUAUUGAACACAAUUCACUACUAAUUCUUUAUAAGUUGUUUUUGCUUUUGCUUUAAGAAGGAAGAUCUCCAGGCUGAGAGAGCCUGGGACCAGUAAGCACCUGAACAAGGCCCUAUGUUCCCUAGGCCAACCAAUCAGAAUCUUGUGGGGAAACAUGGCUGCAGUGCCUAACGUAGAGUGCUUGUUUUGGCUACUAGGAAAGCAUAGUAAAUCACAGAAUGCUGUAGAAAUUAAGGUAAAGUCACUUGUAAGAAUUCAGUUGCAGUCUGCUCAAAGGGCUAUCUAUGGUCGGUCUGAAAUAGUCUCCCUUCAGAAUGACAACAAAUAUCAGUGAAUGUGUAAGGCACUUAGCACAUUUGUUGCUGAUUAGGGCAAGUUUAAUUUGGCUAAGUUUGCUCUGGACUUUAGUGUUUUAAUUAAGAAGGGAAGCUGGGUCGUUGGUUAGGGACAUUCUUUCCUCCUCUGGACUCAGCUUCACCCUUUCUCUGUGGUACGAUGCAAAUGAGGCAGGAGGUGACCCAGGGAGCCUGUCCCGCAGGUAUUUAUGUCCUCCUGGGUUUCUUUUCUUACUUAAUGCCUUGGGGUUGGUGUUUUAUGUUUGCUGAGGUUUUGGAUUUGCUCAGCAUUUGCUCACAAAGAUGGGGAAGAUAAUGAGCUGAAAGGCUGGAAUUCAACACUAGAAUAAUGGUUUGCUUUCCUUAUCUCUGUCCAAUUUCAAAGAGAAGGUUUCUCUAACUUUUGUCUCAGCAGUUCUCCUCUCAGUGUCGGGGACUGAAAGGGUUAGCACUCUAGAAAGCUUUCUUGUUUUCCUCUAGGGGCUCUCAUUGCUGUUGUUCUGGUCGUGCAGAGCUUGGAUUUGAGUAUAGAGAGAAAUACUGGGCUUUGAUGAUUAGUGAGAGAGCUCACUGUCUUACCGAGCUUUCUGUAUAAACCCUGUGGCAUUUCAUGGUUUGGGGGAUCCCUUAACAUGAAGUCCUGAGCACUUAAAACCAAGUAUGAGGGUGCACUCGAAGGAGGGGGUGAGGGUCACAAAGCAGAAGCAGCAGUUUUCUCUGGGGCUCACUCAGCCCCAUGUAUAUGCAUACUGGACCCUCGGCCCUCUGGGCUGUAUUUCUGUUCUCCUCUCCAUCUGACCUGAUUUUAUGGUAGUCAUGAUGAGCAUGUUCAACAGGUAGAGCUGGAGACAGGACAGUCUUUGCAGGCACCCUCAUGAAGUGAGAGAAUUUUUUUUGGAAGCAGGAUCAGUUUCUUAAUGCAUUUGCUUCCUGGUGGAUGACAAAGUUCUGUUUUCACAAUAGCACCCUUGCUGUGCUAUAUAUGAGGGAGCUCGGACUAGGAAAAGGACAUCAUAUUUAUGCUUUCCCUAAGCUUCAUGUUGGCUGUUCCUGUUUCUAACUAUGACAUCUCAGAGCUGAUGUUCUUGGAAGGCUAGGAUGUGGUAUUCAACUCAAACGGAUUUAGUGAGAAACAAAUGUGGUUUUCUUUUAAAAGUAUAGUUUUAGAAAGAUGACUUGGGGGACAACAGCGUCCAGAGCAAGUUACCCCUCAGUUCAUCUUCUUAAAACAGCAUUUAAAACUAUGGCAGGAUGCUGCUCCGGAUUCAAAUCUAUGUUUAUACACAUAUGUGCCAUGUAGAAACAUCUGUGCAUACAUGAGGGUGAAUGAUUAUGAAUGUAGAAAACGAACCAUGGGAAGAGGAAGAUUUUAAGGGAGAAGGAAGGAAAGAGAAAAAAAACCCAACAAAAAACAGUAAUGGGAUAGUGUGACAUUAAAGCAAGUGGCAGGAAGAAAAGAGACCAGCAGAGCCAGGCAGGGAGGGUGUGCCUGGCAGGGCAGGAGGGGUAUGAUUAAGAACAAGGCACAGUGGCAUUUGUAUCACAGGCCAGAAUGAAAACCAUUGUUUUGUGUGUUAAUUUAAAAGGUUUGGUGAUUAAAUCUUAAAAUAUGACCACAUCUGAAAAACUCUCAAGUUAUAUUUUAGUUACUCUGAUUGUAAGCAGAAAGGCUCUGAACAUGGCAGAAUUGCUUUUUCUUUGAAUCCCUUUUUCUUGGUAUAGACUUGAUAUUGGAAAAUCUCCAGUUGUCUAUCAAAGUAGACUGAAUUUAUCGAAACACUUAGCAACUCUGGGGAGUUCUUAAUACCUACAUGUCAUGUUACCCCUUGCACUUUACUCUGACAGAGACUUAAAAGGCUUUCUCUCUUUGAAAUCCCCCAUUUAGCCCAUUUAGUGGAUGGAAACUAGACACAUUGCUUUUGCUUUUCCUGCAUACCGGGGAAACCACUGAUCUAGUCUCCCUCUCAAUUUACGUGACAAGAGGAAACUAAGUUUAAAGGAGUCGCUCUGCGAUAGACAGCUAGCUGGGUCCUGUUUGAACUGGGGACCUGUGUUUACCAGGAGUGCUUUGUUUUCUGCUGCCUGUUGAUACACUAAGUGGUGGUGUCCUCAGCGUUUGCAUCUUUGGUCCCAGGUAAUUCUCUACCCAACGUCAGUGGCAUACUGUGAGGUUCAAAACUGCAGGAACUCUUCGGAGAUGAUCCAGUGGGUUUCAGGCACCCAGUGGACAGUGGGGGAGUCACAAGAAGGGUGUCUGUCUGGUGAAACUGAAAGACGAGUGAUAAACGGGACAGUGAACAAAAGCUGCUGAAGUUGGGGAGAAUGUUAGCAGACUGCUUCAGAGUCAGUAGAAAAUGUCUUGGAGAAGAAAAAAAUCGGUACAGCAACAAGUUUUUCCUAAGAUCAUCAGUUUUCAAAAAGCAUGCUUUUUUGUUUAUGUAAAGAAAAAGCCUUCAUUUCCUAGCAAGAUCCAGAAUGUAUAUUUUAGGGCAUAUUUAAGAAUGGCAAAAAUACAAAGAAGGGGCUGGAAAUCCUAGUCAGUGUUACUCAAGAGAAUCUAAGCACUGUGGUGGACAGAUGGGCAUUUGGAUUUAGAAAUGAAGUGCCUGUCAGGAGUACUCUAGUCUCUGGGACCAUUAGAGAAUUCUUGAAGGAAGUAAGGUUUGAGCUUAUAGAAUUGUUUGUCCACCCUUUGUGUAAAGUUAAAACUAUCUUUACAAUCUUCAGUUGUCCUAGAAAUCGAUUUUUGCACAGAUUCUCUGAUCCCUUAAGCCUUACUAGUUGAAUAUGCAGCACCUUUAAGGUGCCUGGGUCUGUUGUUCCCCGGUGCUAUUUUCCCCCUUGGGCUUUAAGUGUUCCUCACCAAGCAGAUUACCUAUUGUUUCUCUAAAUGUGCUCUCGCUGGGCACAGAGGGGACUGCUCAAGUGAGGUUAUAAUUCCUGUUUGCCCCUGGGCGGUUGCCAGCACAAAGAAAGGCAUGAUGGGAAGUAGUUUGGUUACCUUUCACAACAGGUGUCUUUGUUGGUGCUAUUCAGAUAUCAGAGUGGCAGCACUGAGUCACUGCAGAAAGGAAAGAGGGGAAGCAGUUGCUCUGGCUUUCACAUCUGGAGAGCCACGCUGCGAGGUAAACCUCCAAGUCUGCUGCCCUGAUGAAAAUAUGACGAGGUCCACGCUAUCUUUAAAAAUACUACUGAAAAGAUAGAAAGGAAUUCAGAAGGUAUGGACUGCCCGGAUAAUUCAUGAUGCCUUGAGUCCUGAUUAUCUUUUAAUUUUUACUUGGCUAUUUAUCUUUAAGAUAAAUGUGCUGGGGAAUUCUUAAUGAAAGUAAUUCUCUAAACACAAAGCUGCAUUGUGGGGGAAAAUGAAGUGAAAAUGCUUUACUGGCUCCCGGAAGGGUCAAACACAGCUUGAAGUUGUUUUAAUCAUGAGAAUUUAUUUAAGAUAUUGCAUUUUCUGUUUAAGUAAGCCUAUUAGACUUGGCCGUUUCCUAGCAGAGGUGUUUGCCCUUCUGUGAGCAGGCACUUUACCACAGAACGCUUACAGGACUGCAGAGCUCCCACGGUCACGGUUAAAUGGCGCAAGGUGAUACUAGUUAAGUAGACAUGCUAUGGGAUAUGAAGAAUUUUAGGAAAACCUAGGAAAAUAGACCCUAGAUUGCAUUCUGAGUUUGUUUACCCAUUCUCUCACAAGCCAGCGAAUAUAGAUAAUAUAAUCCUGGUAUUGGUGAUAAAACCUAAAGUACAGUAUUUCUUUUUAUUUUAACAGAUGUCACCAAAUUAAUGUUUAAUACUAACAGAAAAUACUUCUCAGUACUAUUGUACUGGUAAUACUCAGGGCAGGCACGGGAAGAGCAGGUAACAUGCUUUUGGAGGAACGUUCCUGCCUUCCAUUUUCUUUGCCUACACUGUCGUGCAUGGAAUAAGCAUGGGUGAUUUAUCUUAGUGGUUGAGAGAACUUUCCUUCUGAAAACAUAAAGCCUGCUUACCAUCUCCAGCUGCCCUCCAAAAACCACCUGUGGGAACUAAGGGAUGGAUAGUUUGUGACUAUCUGCUAGUUUGAGUAAUUAAAAGAAACUUUUAACUUUAAAUAAAAAAGGACUAAGAAUAUUUAUCAGCAGGGAGAAAAACAGUUUAUAAAUGAAACCCUUGUGUUUCUCCAGAAUCACAUCAGAUAUUUGUAUUUUUAGUGGGACAAAGGAAAAUUAUUAUCAACUGGUAUUGAUGCCCCAAAUGAAUUGUUUCAUUUUUAUAUUUUGGUACUUUUUUUUAACAGAAUUACUCAGGAGGGAGAAAAAUUCUUUUUUUCCCCUUCCGUCUUCAGGAGAUAAAUUUUAACUGCACCAAGAAUUCUAUAAAUUCUGAGAAAUAAUAAUGGCUUAUCAUCUUUUUAUUUUCUAAGAAUAAGGAAAAAUAAGCUCUGAUUGCUUUAAGAAAAAUUGCUCUUCUUCCAAGAAGAAUCUUCAUGUGAAUAAUAAUGAAGAGAUGAACAGUUUGAAACUGUCUGAGUUACCAAGGACAUAACAUAAAUCAACUUUUGUUUUGGGAGGAAUUUCAUAUAGGCUAUUUCUAGUAAGGAACCCUUUUUCUUUCUGUUUUCUGAAGUGUAAAGAAGAUUCCCAGCCUGACGGUCUCAUGUGCUGGGUUGAGAUGCAGGUGUUUAUGGUGUACACUUCCUGCAGAGAUAAGAGGCCUUGUGGUUUCCACUGGGGGUGAAUUACUAGGCAAGUCUGUGAUAGCAGCUGCCUUUUUUUUUCCUCCUCUCUUUCCCGCUGGAUUUUGACACCCAGCCCCUGGCUCUCAAGUGGGUGUGUGCACUGAGCUGCCCUAAGACUUUUUCCCUGGAUAGUCUGGUCUGGAGCUGGGGCAGCAGCAGCUGCUGUGAAGAAGCCAACUGGCAAGAUGAUGGAAGAAAUCUCCAUUAUGGUAGCCUAUGACGCCCAUGUUUUCAGCCAGCUGCAUGAUGAAGACUUCCUCACUAGCCUGGUGGCCACCAGCAAGCCCAGGUCCAUGGUACCAACCAAAAAGCUGAAGAAAUAUGAAAAAGAAUAUCAGGCAAUGCGGGAGAAUCAGCUACAGCAGGAGGACCCAAUGGAUAGAUACAAGAGGGAGAACCGAAGAUUACAGGAGGCCAGCAUGAGGUUGGAACAAGAAAAUGACGACCUUGCCCAUGAACUAGUGACAAGCAAAAUUGCUCUGCGGAAUGACUUGGAUCAGGCAGAAGACAAGGCUGAUGUGCUGAAUAAGGAGCUCCUCUUUACCAAGCAGAGGUUGGUGGAGACUGAGGAAGAGAAGAGGAAGCAAGAGGAGGAGACCGCCCAGCUAAAAGAAGUCUUCAGGAAACAGUUAGAAAAGGCAGAAUAUGAGAUAAAGAAGACAACAGCUAUCAUUGCUGAGUAUAAACAGAUAUGUUCUCAGUUAAGUACCAGGCUGGAGAGACAGCAAGCAGCCAGCAAGGAGGAGCUAGAAGCAGUAAAGGGUAAGAUGAUGGCAUGCAAACACUGCAGCGAUAUCUUCAGCAAGGAAGGAGCUUUAAAGCCAGUGGCCGUAAAUAGAGAGGACCAGGGACUUGAAGCAGAUGAUGAAAAGGACUCACUUAAGAAGCAGCUGAGGGAGAUGGAACUGGAACUGGCACAAACCAAACUGCAGCUGGUGGAAGCCAAGUGCAAAAUCCAGGAACUUGAGCAUCAGAGAGGAGCGCUUAUGAAUGAAAUACAAGCUGCAAAAAACUCUUGGUUUAGUAAAACCCUGAACUCUAUCAAAACAGCCACAGGCACUCAGCCACUACAGCCGCCACAGGCUCCCCAGCCACCCAAGGAGAGCACAUAGUUCCAGCCUCAGCCAAGCACAAGAGCACAAUGAUCAAAACAUCAGAAACCAAGAAUUUUUCCUGUUGUCCCUUUGAAGAAACUAAAGGAGACCAGAAAGCAAGUUAGACUCUUUUCAGUAGCUCUGUCUUUCAUGUAUGACAUUUUUCAGAGGGAUGUUAUUUAAACUGACCUGGUUUAUGUUGAAUUAUCUAUUUCCAAGCUUCUUCAUGGAAAACCACAUUCAGCUCCAUCAUAUUACACAUUGUUUUAUAUGCCUGAAAUUUAGUUGGAAAUGAGUAAUCUAGAACUAAAUGCUUUUGUUUAGAAUUAACUAUUCAUAAUAAUUUUUAUUUUACAUAAAAAUGAAGACAUGUUAUCCCAAGGUUGAAAUGGUAAGAUCUUCGUUGCAGAAGUCUGUUUUUUAAAGGGAAACUAAACCUCUUUUAACGUUCCAGGAUUAUUCAUAUAAAGCACACCGUGGGGCCGCACAUGAUCACUGAGAGGUUUCACUCUGAAAGUGACUUCCAGAGUGGUGUUACUCCUGUCCAAGAAAAGAACAGACCAGGGGUUGGUUUGAAAGUUUCCCUCCAACUAUUUUGAGUUGGUUACAUUUGGAAAUGGAGAGCCAAUAGCUGUGGAGUAGAUGGACUACUGCACUCUAGAUAAAUAAAGACUUUAAAUAAAUGUGCAAAAAAAUCAUUUGGCUCUGGUAUUCUAGCAGUUCCUUUUAAAGACUCCACAUGGGGCUUUUUCUUCUGAUGUGCCUAUGUAUCAUCACAGAGGUGACUUGUGGAAAAUGUAACCUCAAAGAUGGAUAUUCUAAGUUGCAGACUUAGGCUUCCUUCUCAGGAGAAGUCUAAAAGCCCAUGUUCAAGCAUUGGACUUCAAAUGAAACAGUGAUGAGGCAAUGGGUAAUGACAAACUUGUUAAGGCCAACACCUAUGUUCUGUACCUUUUUAAAGGAUGUGACGUUACCAAGGAAGUUGAGGAGACCUUCCCAGCACCUUAAUGUCAGGCAACUUUCCUAACUUACUCCUCAACUCCCAAACGGUGGCUCGCACCUGGGAAUAAAGAGAAACGAGUACAUUUUUCACAUUCUGGGUUGACUAAACCUUUAUAGAAAUUCUUAACUCAUGGAUUGGAAGGGUAGCUGUUAAAAAAUGGUGCAAAUAUUUUUUCAAUUAUAUUUGACAUAUCUGUAUAAAUAGCCCUUGCAAGAAAUUCUUUGGAAAGAACAAAACUAAUUUUUCCAUUUUCUAAGCUACUAUGGAAGUCUCUAAUCCCUUUAUAGCAACCAAACAACUGUCAAUCAUGUACAGUAACAUUUGUUUAUAUUCAUCUUUAGCUUCAUUGUUAUUCAUACUGUUUCCAACGUAUCUUCAAGUAUGGAGUGCCACCAUGGCUCUCCUCUGUGCCAUAUAUUGUAGUAACCACUCUGAGAGAGACCUCUCAACCCCUGCCUUCAUGUUGUUCAUGACCAAUCCUUCCUCUAAGAUCACUUCUGAGUUCUAGUAAGUGGAAUUUCUUUAUUCUCUAGAUAUCUGUAUCAUCUACAGGUCAUAAAACUGAGGCUGUUUUUUGAUAUGUCACACUUACCACACAAUGCUUUCCAUAUAGAAAUUUGUUUUUCUCUGAUAGCUUUCUUCAGAAGAUUCAUUUCUUCUUACCAAAAGGGCAAUAACCCAGCACUCCUGAUAUCUCUGUUGACUUUAACAUUCCCUACAUAGUGGUUUAGAUAAGCUAUUUUUUUCAUGUAAAAUAUAACGGCUUGAACAUUAAAUCAUUUCUGUCAAUCAUUUACUGCAGCUACUUAGCUUUAUUGGUACUGUGUUUUGAGACCAGAAAGCCUGGCCAACUAAAUUAAGGUGCAUUUUUGUGGACUUCUAAAUACCAUCCACAGAUCUUUUUAACUUCUGAAAAUAAAUACAUUCCACAGAAUACCUGAGUUGCAAAUUUUCCAUAAGUGGUAAAUGAGAGAAAAAGAAUGGCUCUAGAUCAAGUCUUUAUCUGUUCAAGCCACUUUCUUUUUUUCUUUUUAAGCAAAAAUCACCAGGAACAUAUGCUUUAAGAGUUAAAUAUAUCUUUCGAGUUUUCAUCUAACUCUUCCAAAAGACGUAGUGGCAAUACAUAAUCUUUUCUGUUCUCCAGGACCAUAUAAUACUGGGGCAUGUAUACUGGUAUCAUAUCUAAGCUGCCCAGCAUUACACUGUCUUUGAGUUAAUAACAGAAGUAAAGGAAAGUCAAGAAGUAGUGACUGCUUGUUUACUGUUUUACCACAGCAGUAUCCGACCACAUACUCCUCACCAUUGCUUGAGAACUCCAGAAUGCCAACAGAAAGCAACUAACUCAUCUCACUUUCACUUACUAUUUUAUAUAUUUGAUAAUUGAAACUUUUUUUUCUUGAGACAGGUUCUACUAUGUAGUCUAGGCUAGCCUUGAACUUAGAACCUUCCUACCUCAGCCUUCCAAGUGCUGAGAUUACAGACAGACAUCACAACAGCUAAAAUGAUUCUUUUCAAUUCCUUGUAUAAGAGAUAAACCAGCCAAGUAUCCCAAGAUAUUUUCAAACAUGGCAGUUUCUUUCAUCCUUCCCUAAGAGUUACAUGACAGUAAACACUCCUGAAAUGCUGACAUUUGCAGCAUCUAAGAGGUGAUCGACCCUUCCUCUUUUUGUUGAGUUCUGUAGAAUACAAUGAAGAUUCAACCCAUUGGCUUUUAUAACUUGGAGGUCUCUUUUAGUAUAUUCUUGAAAGCUGAAAGACACUAAGCUGGAUUUAGAGUGCAUAUGUUUAGCACACGUCCUGAGCCAAGUCACAGUUUGGUUUUUUAUUUUUUAGAACUUGUAAUUUAAUGCAAAUAAAUUCUUGGUUCACUACACUUCAGUAUGAGUGCCUAUCGGAAACAGUAAUGGGAAAGCCACAUAGGCCACAACCUAUCUUUUCAUACAGUAUCUGUCUUCCUCUCACUGACUAUUAAGUAAGUAAUUUCUUCUUUUUGGUCUUCUUGAAUUUACCUGGUAAAGUUGAGAAGAUCCUUUUGUACUGAUGAUAAGAGUUUAGUAUUUGUUUUAUUUCAUAUAUAUUGAAAAUGUUCACUUUUCCCUACAAUGUAUAUUUAUUUGUCUUCAACCCUUGCUCUAGCUAUUGAAUUGGGUAAUUAGUAGUUUCAACUAAAGUGAGAAAACUGAAACAAUAUACAGGUAAGAGGGCACAGCUGAUAAAAGAGCUUUAAAGUAGUCACCUAGGUCAGUGUUGGUGACAGUGAUGCACACCCACAAUCCCAACACUCAGGAGGCUGAGGAAUAGUCAUGCCUGUGAGCUCCAGGCCAGCUUGGGCUACCCAGUGAGUUCCAAGCUAGCUAGGAUUACAUAGCAAGGCCCUAUUUAAAAAAAAAAAAAAAAAGUAACAAAAACCAAAUCAAGUGUGUGGCUAAUAUCAGGCUAAGUAAGCACUCUUCUGCUCUCACGGAAACCGCCUCUGCUAAUGACCUCACCCGCCCUGUGCAUCAAACAUGAAGGUGGUUGCUUGUGCUUUAGGACUCCUUUACGUGGACAAAGAGGUCACUGUGAAAGGACCUCGUUUUAUCUCCUAAGAAAGACGCUUAGAAAGAUGAUUGUAUUACAUAACUUAUUCUUUAUAAUACUCUAUUCUCUUGCUUUAAUAUCUAGCAAAUGAGAUAAUGAACAAUUCUGUUGUAUGAUUUGAAUAGUUAGGGAUGAGUGUGGAUGUGUGCACUGUGUAUGUGUGUGUGGUAAAAUUUUAUAGAGUAUAUGAUUCUUUUGUUUACCUAGAUACCAGGCAACCAAAUACACAUUAGACUUUGAGACAUAACGUUCAAAACUGGAAUCCCAGAUAGCAUCUCUGUGGCCUGUUUUCAAUGACCAUGCAUAAAACUCUUGUCUGGUCAUUGUGCUGGGGUCACAUUCAACACAGUCUUCUUUUCUCGUGGUGGCUUAUAUGUAAUACAUGCAAGGCACUUUACGUUACCCAUUUCCUUGCCGUUAAAGGUCUGCAAACAUGAGGACUCCCAGAUAGACUGUACCUCAACAGGUGAUGCUGAUCUUGAAUCAUAAGAAGAAAAAGUAGAUGCUUAUAGAAUUGUAGUGAUUACAGUCAGCUGUCACAUGUAUCAGUCUCAAUUUCCUCUUAAAAAACAAAACAAAAUGAACUACAGCUAAAACUUACCUCCAGCAAAACAUAUCACUUGCUAUAGAACUAUCUCCAUCAAUAUGUCCCCUCACUGUGCCCUCAUCUCUGGUUUAUCAUUUACAGUAUUUGAAAAAAUUUAAGAAAAAUGAAUCAUUGAGAAGAAAAUGAACAUUACUUUUUAUUGACAACUGAUUAACACAAGACUCCUUUCACUAACCUAUAACUUUGCAUAACGAUAUUACAUAUGGAAAAUAAUCAAAGAAACUGAUUUGUGAGUAUAAGUGCAUCAAAAGACUAUUGUCAUAAAAGCACAAGAAUAAAGAUGGAGAUGAUCCCAGAAUCCAAGAUGUCCCAAUAGCCUCCUGCAUUGGUUUUACUAUUCUUGGCAUUUUGCAUAAUGCAUGGAUUCUUUGUUCAAAUUAGGGAAUGGGUUUUUGUCAGCCCUAUUUCUUUCUUUCCAAGUCCUUAACUGAGGAGGUAAUAUAAAUCCUAUGCUAUUUUUAUGAAAUAUGAUUUUCCCCAGCAUCUACAAUAAAAACACGUUAGAAUAAAGGAGUUGACUAGUCUGGAAAAUGCUAAUUGACCGUAAAAUCAACAUUAGCCAUCAGCCUCUUCCUCUAUAAACACUGACCAAUUACUUGUUUCCAUAAUGACAUGUAUUAUGUAUAGAACACUCUAUUAAUGUAAAUGUGAUGCUUGUUAAGAAAGUGCAAUUUAUUGUACAUUGUCCCAACAAAUGUUUACUUUUAUAAUCGUUAUGAACUUGUAUUGGAUUGGUAUCUUGUUUAGAUGUGUGAAUGAAACCUUGUGAAUAAACAGAUGUGACCAAGAAGGUAACAAGGUGGCUGUUUUGUGAGCCAGUGACAUUUUCAAUGCUUUGUGUUGCCCUUUGGUCCCAUUAAACAGUAAUAAACAUUUCUUUUAAAGUG
Molecule: messenger RNA, 11544 nt
Organism: Mus caroli (Ryukyu mouse)
Lineage: Eukaryota; Metazoa; Chordata; Mammalia; Rodentia; Muridae
Source: RefSeq, a predicted model, not a curated record